Messenger RNA from Pieris macdunnoughi, 282 nucleotides. NCBI's taxonomy places the organism in Eukaryota, Metazoa, Arthropoda, Insecta, Lepidoptera, Pieridae. The record is from the annotation of a GenBank genome assembly.
AUGAUUAGAGAAUGUGUUGCAGCGCAUGAACUGAAUACGAUAUUGGCGUUAUUCAACCUUCUUGCCAAUUAUCUAGUGGGUGGUCGGGCGUGGUGGCGGCAGGAGCCGCGAGCCCGGCACCAUGGCGACGGUGGAGGGGCGGCCCGCCCAAUAUGGGGUGACGCUGCGGCAGCUGCGCGAGCUGAUGGAGACGCGCGGCGCGGAAGGAAUAGCGAAGAUCAACGCGCUCGGCGGCCCACAGGAACUCUGCAAGAAACUUUACACCUCACCCACGGAUGGUAA